This is a messenger RNA of Zasmidium cellare ATCC 36951, 2274 nucleotides long. RefSeq lists its product as uncharacterized. The transcript is spliced from 3 exons. The coding region runs from base 1 to 2274 and encodes 757 amino acids. The record is from RefSeq and is a predicted model, not a curated record. NCBI's taxonomy places the organism in Eukaryota, Fungi, Ascomycota, Dothideomycetes, Mycosphaerellales, Mycosphaerellaceae.
AUGCCCGCCGCAUCUUUGCCAGACCGUUUGGUCUGGGAUCGCUACACCCUCUACAAGACUGGCACCAAGAAGGUCGUCUCUUGGUUGCUCGACACGGCAACAUCCAUUGGCUAUGGAGACCCAAAACAGAAGCCCACUGGCCCAGUAGCAGUCCACAAGAUGCUCAAAUGCGCUACCGCCAUUGUCAAAAGUCAGCGUGUGCACAUUCCUGGCAGUAUGGUGGACCUGAUCGAUGAAGUCAUUCGAGGACGUCAGACAUAUGCAGACCUCUUUUCCUCGUCACGUCGCUCCACCGAGAAGCCGGAUAGCAGCGACAUCAGCCAUCAGCAUUUUAUAGAAGCUCUUCAGGCUAUCCACCAGACCUUGAAAGAGGCGCGAAAGAAGCAAAAAGCAGAAAAAGAUGGACGUAACAUCAAUAGCAUGGCGAAUUUUGCGACAUCACCUGCCACUCCUAUCAGCCCAACGAAACCGUCCGAAUUGACGCUGCCGAGAGAGCAGUCCCUUCAGAGCCUCUUCAAACACCUCCAGGUGGAUGAGCCAGUGGCACAGCCGUUCUCGACGCCGGAGAAAAAGAAGGAAGCCACAGUGGCUAAGGCGCAACCCACAGUUGCCAUCGAUCCGAUCGCUGAGAGUCGAUUCGCUCUGCUCUGCUAUCCCGAGGACAUGGCUGAGAUUCAUGCCUUCGUGCGAGACUUGUGGGAGGACGUUGUUUCCGGCAAGACUACAGCAGACUGUGCCACUCAGGUCACUGAGAAUGCGUUUGGAUGCAUGCGUCGCGGCACUUACACCCUUCACAACACGUUUCAAGGGCUGGGCAGGCGCGAUGUGGAUGACGCCGUGGUUGGUGAUCGUGCGCAUUGGCAUUCUGACAAGACUCACCUGCUCUGCCUUGACGCUACACUCAUCGCCAACACUGCCGUCGAAGAAUGCAGGGCGUAUGCAGCAGCCAAGAAGAAGCGUGGUGGUGUCUAUAAUUUAGGUGAGACUGCAGUGAGCAUCGCUGGGGUUCACCCCUUUGCUGCAGCACUUUUCAAAGCAAUACCGGAUCUGCACCUGGUCGCCAACCCGAACAACGAGUAUGCAAGCGUAUUUUAUCCUCACGACGGCAAGUACGACAUGCAGAUCUGCGCGGCGAUGAUGACGCAGUCUUACAUCGACAUCUACGAGAUCGUCGGGCCUGACAAGGUCGGUGAGCUCUUCGUGGACGCCACGAGCAGAUUCGUGAAGCGACUCGAGGGAGAUAUCGCCUAUAGAGACGCAGUCGUGGACCAGGUCCGCAACCCACCAAGUUUUGGCAGGCCGGAGACUCUGCUUGAGACUCUCAUCAAGCAGAAGAAGUUCCUUUCCCAGCUUCAAGCCCCCAACUUGGCAACUGCGAAAUCAAAAGUGGCGGCCGAAGCACGCCUUGCCAAAGCGCUACCGAUCGGAGCUUGGGAUCAAUUGAAAUUCAGCAAGUGGAUGGUUCGUCAAGCCUCCGCUGCGAUGGCCAACGAUGGUUGGGUUACUCUGGGAAUGGCCUAUCUGUACCGUGCGUCCCGGUACUUCGGCCUACUGUCCAGUGAGUGGCCUGAUAUGGAGUGGCUUAUCAAGUUGCAAAGCCAGAAUCGCUCCUAUGUCAUCGAGGUGGCUGAACACGCCGACGAUGAGGCUUGGUCUCGGCACUGGCGAAUGGCGUUUGGGUUGCCUCCUGAGUACAUCAAGAGGAUCAACAUGAACAGGAUCACAGACGGCAUGCGCAAAGUCGAGAGCAAGCUCCUAUGGCCAAAGCUCGGCGAAGUCCUGGCCCGGGCAGAGGAGGUGCUCGGAUACGAGCGCGGCGACAUGGCCGAAGAAGUGCUGCACCAAAUCGCCGACCUCGUGUACGCCAAAGACGCCAAGAAGCAGCGUCGCGGCGAAGCGAAAUACACCUCCAUCGAACUCCUCUCCGCCUUCAAGCAAGCCAUGACGCACGAUGAGCUGCAGCUCAACUUCUCGUACGCCGAGUUCUGGUCGAUGAAUGCGAGGUUGCUGCAUCAGCUCUGGCAGUUUCUAACUCCGAGGAUUCCGGAUAUGCUCAAGGAAGAGGGUAUUGGUGCUGAUAUGGAAAUUGUUCAUCCGUUGCUUAAGGAGGCUGGACUUAGUGUCACGGCUAGUCAGCCUCUUGUUGGCACGCAGUUGGCUGUUGCGGCGAGGAUGAUUGAGAUGCAUGUCUUGGCUUGUGGCAAUAAGUUCACGAGGGAUUCGGGGCUGAUGUCGAGUGAGGGGGCUGGGGAGGGGACUUGGAUGCUUAAGUGA